Messenger RNA from Anguilla anguilla (European eel), 1150 nucleotides. RefSeq names its product interleukin-17C-like. Gene Ontology annotation, molecular function: cytokine activity. The coding region runs from base 208 to 813 and encodes 201 amino acids. NCBI's taxonomy places the organism in Eukaryota, Metazoa, Chordata, Actinopteri, Anguilliformes, Anguillidae. Gene Ontology annotation, biological process: inflammatory response. Gene Ontology annotation, cellular component: extracellular region. The record is from RefSeq and is a predicted model, not a curated record. The transcript is spliced from 3 exons.
AACUAAUGCAACUCAACUCGCCUCAAGAUAGAGCCGCCCUAAGGCGGGAACCUAUGUCCUGCAUCUACGAGGGUAACUAUGGUAUCUGGCUGUGCACUUUGGGAAAAGGAAGCGCGGAACUAAUUGUGUUCAUUCCCAUUUCCUUCUAUAUUGUCGGGUUUCCCCAAGCGCAGGCGGCAGCCGCUAUAUAUUGAAGUCAGUCGGAAUAUGGCACAGAAGGAGCGACACACCUGCCUUAACGGUUGUAUACAGCAAAACGUGAAAAGUUUCCUUGACUUGUUCAAGAGGAUGAGGGUCUUGCCACGGUUGAUAUUGUCGGUUAUAUAUCUAUACUUCAUGACUUUUCCUGGAUUCUCAGAAGCUCGCAAUAAAGAGCACAGGUGUUUCAAUAAAGAUGUCGCCUUGACGAAGCUCACCAAGCGUCUGUUGAAGAAAACUCACCUGCAUCCUUUGUGCAAUGUGGCAGAGCAAGUUCUGAGUCCGAACGAAUCGCGACCAAAGCCUGAAUGUUCCAACGAUUCUUCAGGGAAAGACAACGAACGUUCGGUCUCCCCCUGGUGGUUCCGUAAUAACCAUGAUGAGGAAAGGUACCCUGUCAACAUUUCUGUAGCCGAAUGCCUCUGUGAAGGAUGUAUCAUUAACGGAAUAGAGAACAGGUCGUACAACUCUAUGCCGGUGUAUACCAGUAUGCGGGUCUUGAAAAAGGUCGUAUGUCCACACAACGAGACAAUGUACACAUUCGGAGUCUGCACUGUGACCGUGCCUAUUGCAUGCACUUGCGUUAUACCAAAGAGUUUCCCUAACCUCUCUUAGAUGUUUCUAUACUGAAAUAACUUGUAGAGACUUUUCUCACAUUAUGUUGUGUUUGUUUUAAAAUGCACCAACGUUAUUUUAAUAUAUAACACUGUUUUGCUUAUACAAUAAGCGAACGAAAAACGUAAAACGUGGUUUUACAUGUGAUGAAAUGAUGGCGUAAUUGCCUAACGUGGUGUAACGUUGUCAGCGUACGUACCUACUGAGUAUAUAUAUUGCAUGCAAGUUGUAUACGGCAAAUAUACUGAGUAGUAGGCAAGGGUGCUGAUUCUGACAUGGCCGAAAUGAUUUUAAUUGUGACAAUUUUAUUAUUUAUUGACUUGGACGUAAUAUCUUA